AUGGUCAAAUCUUACAACAAAGAACACCGGUGUCUCCAAACGCGGAAUGUUAAAGCUUGUACUUAUAAGUUUCUCGCCAAACAAAUUGCAAGUCAGGUGGAAUCUAACCCAACUAUUCCAAUUAGUACUUUACAAGAACAACUACAACGUGAUUACCAAGUGGGACUUUCCAAGAUGAAGGUGUUUAGGGCUAGAACUGAAGCUCUCAAUCAGGGAUUUGCUGCUGGAAGAAGAGACUUUCUUGGUCUCGAUGGUGCUUUUAUGAAGGGUCCAUACCCAGGACAAAUACUUUCAGCUGUGGGAAUUGAUGGUAACAAUGCAACAUAUCCAUUGGAUUAUGCUGUUGUGGAAUCUGAGAGUACCAACUCAUGGAGUUGGUUUCUAACUUGUCUAGGGGAUGAUUUAGGUUUAGGAACCAACUCAAAUUUUACAUUUAUGACAGACAGGAAAAAGGGAGUGUUACCUGCUAUAGCCAAGUUGUUUCCAUGCGCUAAGCAUCGUUAUUGUCUUCGUCAUAUCCAUGAAAACAUGAAAGCUAGUUGGAGGGGAAAGCAAUUCAAAGACCUGCUAUGGGAUUGUGCAAAAGCAUCUACUGUUCAACAGUUUCAACGAUCAAUGGAGGAAGUAAGAAAACUUAAUAAUGAUGCGUAUGAGUGGCUUAAAAACAUUCCUCCUCAACAUUGGUCUCGUUCACACUUUACAGGUAGAGCUCAUACAGAUGCUAUGCUUAACAAUAUGUGUGAAUAUCUGAAUAGCAAGAUUGUUGAAGGUCGUGAUGUACCAAUCAUUACAUGUUUGGAGUACAUUAGAGAGUACUUAAUGAAGAAAGUUGUAACUGUUCAAAAGGAAAUUGAUAAAGCUACAUGCCCCUUGACUCCCACAGCUACCAUAUGGGUUGGAAAAUUGAAGAAAGAGGCUACACAAUUAAGGUCUGUUUUCUAUGGUAAUGGGAAAUAUCAAGUCAGUAAAAAUCUUAUGGAACAGUUCGUGGUAGAUAUGGGCCAACAGACAUGUUCAUGUAGAAGGUGGGAACUAAUAGGGAUACCAUGUGCACAUGCAAUAGCAACUAUGUGGGAGAUGUUGAAGAACAAAGAGAUUGAUAAGAUACCAGAAGAUUGGGUGAAUCGAACAUAUUGGUUAGAAACAUGGAAGAAUAUGUACUCUUUUACAAUUCAGCCAAUCAAUGGAAGGAACAUGUGGGAGAAGUCUACAUUCCCUACAACCUUACUCCCUCCAAAACACCAUGUGCCCAUUGGAAGACCAAAGAAAAAAAGAAGGAGAUCUACCAUGGAGGUUGAGGAUUUGGUGAAAGGUAACCAAUUGUCAAGAGCACAAAUGUCAGUGACAUGUUCUAAGUGUAACAAAAGUGGUCAUAAUGCAAGGACUUGCAAGGGACAGAAGGCUGGUGGUGCUGGAAGUGCUAAAGUGAAGGCUGGUGGAUCACAAACUUUAAGGAAUGUUGGUGGUGCUAGAAGUGCAAAAGUGAAGGAUGGAAUUGCGAAUGUGAAGGCUGGUGGUGCUGGAUGUGCAAAAGUGAAGGAUGGAAGUGCAAAAGUGAAGGCUGGUGGUGCUGGAAGUGCAAAAGUGAAGGCAGGUGUUAGCAAAAAAGGGAAAGGUGUCCCAUAA
Molecule: messenger RNA, 1626 nt
Organism: Lactuca saligna
Lineage: Eukaryota; Viridiplantae; Streptophyta; Magnoliopsida; Asterales; Asteraceae
Source: the annotation of a GenBank genome assembly